This is a messenger RNA of Misgurnus anguillicaudatus (oriental weatherfish), 2715 nucleotides long. NCBI's taxonomy places the organism in Eukaryota, Metazoa, Chordata, Actinopteri, Cypriniformes, Cobitidae. The record is from RefSeq and is a predicted model, not a curated record.
GCGUAGAAAGUGCUGCUGUGAAUAAUCUUCCCAUUUUAGCUGUGUGGGUGUGUGUGGAAAGUGCUGCUGUGAAUGUUUUGCUGAGUGAAUGAUGGCGUGCCUGCUGGAGGCCCCUUUACGCAUCAGCGUGUUAUCUGAAGUCACAGCCACGAGUCGCCACUAUGUUGACCGGCUUUUCGACCCGGACCCACAAAACGUGCUGCAGGGAGUCAUUGACAUGAAGAACGCUGUCAUCGGAAAUAACAAGCAAAAGGCCAACCUGAUUGUCCUGGGAGCUGUGCCGAGACUGCUUUAUCUUCUCCAGCAGAGCUCAUCCAGUCUAGAGUUGAGGACUGAAUGUGCAGUUGUGUUGGGCAGUCUGGCCAUGGGCACAGAAAACAACAUCAAGUCCCUGGUAGACUGUCACAUCAUCCCAGCCUUGCUGCAGGGUCUAAUGUGUUCAGAUCUGAUCUUCAUUGAAGCAUGUCUGCGCUGUUUAAGAACCGUUUUCAUAAGUCCAGUUACACCAGUCCAGCUACUUUACACAGACCCCAGUGUGAUCCCUCAUCUCAUGUCUCUGUUGAGUCAAUCACAGCACACACAGGAAUACAUCACACAAAUCUUUGCUCACUGCUGCAAGACUCCAGAACAUCAGACAGUUUUGUUCAACCACGGUGCCAUCCAGAACAUUGCUCCACUUCUGAUUUCUCCCUCCUAUAAGGUACGGAUGCAGGCAUUAAAGUGUUUCUCAGUCUUGGCCUAUGAGAACACUCAGGUGUCUAUGACACUGGUGAAUGUGCUUGUAGAUGGAGAGCAACUCUCUCAGGUUUUUGUCGGAAUGAUGCAAAGGGACAAACCAAUCGAAAUGCAGCUUACAGCUGCCAAAUGUUUAACAUACAUGUGUCGAGCAGGAGCCAUCAGGACGGAUGACAGCUGUGUUGUACUAAAGACUCUGCCGUGCCUGGUGCGGAUGUGCAGUAAAGAACGGCUACUGGAGGAGCGGGUGGAGGGGGCGGAGACACUGGCUUACCUGAUGGAGCCAGACAUAGAACUGCAGCGGAUCGCCAGCGUCACUGACCAUCUCGUGUCCAUGCUGGCUGACUACUUUAAAUACCCAAGCUCUGUCAGCGCCAUCACGGAUAUUAAGAGGCUGGACCAUGACCUAAAACAUGCACAUGAGCUCAGACAGGCAGCUUUCAAACUGUACGCCUCGCUGGGCUCCAAUGACGAGGACAUCAGGAAGAAGAUCACAGAGACGGAGAACAUGAUGGACAGGAUCGUCAGCGGCCUAUCAGAAUCCAGCAUCAAAGUACGGUUAGCAGCAGUCAGAUGCUUGCACAGUUUAUCACGAUCUGUACAACAGCUAAGAACGAGUUUUCAUGAUCAUGCAGUAUGGAAGCCACUAAUGAAGUUAUUACAGAAUGCGCCGGAUGAGGUGCUGGUUAUGGCCUCUUCAACACUAUGCAACUUACUGCUGGAGUUUUCCCCCAGCAAGGAGCCUAUUUUAGAGUCUGGAGUCAUCGAGUUACUAUGCAGUCUUACACAAAGCGACAGUCCAGCUCUGAGGGUCAACGGCAUCUGGGCUCUCAUGAAUAUGGCGUACCAGGCAGAUCAAAAGGUGAAAGUGGAGAUCGUUCGAGCGUUGGGCACAGAACAGCUCUUUAGACUCCUGUCUGACCCUGAUACCAAUGUGCUCAUGAAAACACUGGGGCUGCUUCGAAAUCUACUGUCCACCAGACCGCAUAUAGACCAGAUCAUGAGCUCGCAUGGGAAGCAGAUAAUGCAAGCGGUCACUCUUAUCCUGGAGGGAGAACAUAGCAUAGAGGUCAAAGAGCAGACAUUGUGUAUAUUGGCCAACAUCGCUGAUGGAAACACAGCCAAGGACCUCAUUAUGACCAAUGACGACAUUCUCCAGAAAAUCAAAUAUUAUAUGGGACACUCCAAUGUGAAGCUGCAGCUGGCCGCCACCUCCUGCGUCUCCAACCUCAUCUGGAACGAGGAGGAUGGAUUAUCCUCUUUUGUAGGCUCACAAGAAAGACAAGACAAACUAAAAGAGAUGGGAUUUGUUGAUAUUUUACACAAGCUUACUCUGGCGUCAGAUCCAGGCCUCUGUGACGGGGCAAAAACAGCAAUGCAGCAGUAUUUGGCGUGACCUCAAAGGAAGGUGCGAUGUGCCCCGACAACUUAAGGAGGAUGUCAUCUACUGUGUUUUUGCUUUAGAUUUGAGUUUCUUUUUUGCUCUUCCUUUUGGUUUUGUUGCACAAGACACCUUUGGUUGUGGAGACUCCCCGAACGACUUGGUAAUCGGAGACACCGUUGCCAGGGGCCACGGCACCUUUUGGGCUCACAGCUACGUUGGUUUAAUGUUUUCUGCUGAACUCUCGGAGCUAAGAUUUUUGGUUGUUUUUGGACAUAAUGUGAAGGAUUAAGUAACUUCCUCAAAGUGUGUUGCGCCGCCACCUGGUGGUUUGGAGGCUUUGAUGCUUUGGACUCCCUUGGAGAAAGCUAACUGACCUCUGUGCUAAGCUUAUAGGAGCUUAGUCUCCGUAUUUUGGUUUGCUGAUUUACUGUUGAUGAUGUUAUUAUAACUAUAAUUAUUAUUAUUAUUAUUAUUAUUUUAAUUGGGACUUGGAAAGCUUAGAAAAAAAGUCUGCUCGUUUUUGUUCUUUUUUGUAGAUACAUACCUCGUAAAUAUAUAUAAAUAUAAAUAUAUAAAUAUAUUUUUUGGAUUUUUAA